Messenger RNA from Penicillium cinerascens, 1278 nucleotides. RefSeq lists its product as uncharacterized. Bases 1 to 1278 code for a protein of 425 amino acids. Gene Ontology annotation, molecular function: nucleic acid binding. The transcript has a single exon. The record is from RefSeq and is a predicted model, not a curated record. Lineage: Eukaryota; Fungi; Ascomycota; Eurotiomycetes; Eurotiales; Aspergillaceae.
AUGUCUCUUGGCCAAAGAGUUGGAGCACAAGCCAUUGUGGGGACAUUCCUCACCGUCGCGACCAGCGUAGCGGAGGCGGAGGCCCAUAUUGCCACCACGCGGAGCCGAUUCUGGAGACGGGCCGUGAAGAUGUGGACGGACAUGCAUACCCUUCCUGAAACAAACCCGCUCCGCAGAGGUACAGACCGGAUCAGAAAGUUCAGACGAUAUCAUCGCUCGCCGCUGUACCAAGUGGCAGAUUCGCUUAAGCACAUCGACAUGGAGACACUGGAAACAAUUAACCCGUUCACGUUGGCCCCAUGGGACGAACGCGUACAGGCCAAUAUUGACGGACAACUUGAACCUCAGACUGAAGCGGGCGGAUUGAUGCAGAUCGCGGUCAGCAGCUCGGCACGGAACAAGCUGGUGGGAUUCGGAGUCGCAAUCGAGAAACAGCCACCUCGAAAUCGAAAAUUGAAGCUCAAAACGUUUUCCAUCACAUUGGGCGCGAGAGCAGAGCAAAACCCGUUCUCUGCGGAGCUGGCAGCCAUGGCACAUGUGUUGAAAAUGGUAGUGGGAAUCAAGGACUACAGGACUACGUUGCUCACAAGCAACAAGGCGGCGGCGCUCACGCUAAGGAACCCCCGACGACAGUCUGGCCAGAAGUUUGUUUGUCAGACGUACAAGUUGAUGAGAAGAUUGCGGACGAAUGGAAACCGCAUCAAAUUCCACUGGAUCCCUACUACCGAAGACAACAAGCUUUUAGGUCUGGCUAAAGAACAGGCCAGAACUGCAACACAAGAAGAUGCUCUCCCACAAGAACACGUCUCGAGGAUGAAGUCAACGACAUUGAAUAUCGCACGCUCCCAAGCAGUCCCCAGCAGUGAGCUAUUAGAGAACAUAGGAAGACACGCAAAACGAGUGGAUUCCGCACUCCCAGGAAAACACACUCGGCAGUUGUAUGAUCGCCUCACGUGGAAAGAAGCGAACGUACUGGCCCAACUCCGAACCGGCAUGGCUAGACUCAAUGGGUAUCUCAAUCAAAUUAAUGUAGCAGAGACGGAUGAAUGCGACUGCGGACAAGCAAGAGAGACCGUGGAGCACUUCCUCUUCCGAUGUCGGAAGUGGACGGCGCACCGGACGGAAAUGUUACAAUGCACGCAGACUCACCGAGGAAACAUAUCCUUCUUCCUGGGCGGAAAACAGGCGUCUGAUGAUCAGAAGUGGACGCCAAACCUAGAGGCAGUACGGGCCUCCAUACGUUUCGCCAUUGCGACGGGCCGACUCGAGGCCACUUGA